Messenger RNA from Morone saxatilis (striped sea-bass), 4469 nucleotides. RefSeq names its product zinc finger E-box binding homeobox 2a (gene zeb2a). Gene Ontology annotation, molecular function: RNA polymerase II cis-regulatory region sequence-specific DNA binding; DNA-binding transcription factor activity, RNA polymerase II-specific. The coding region runs from base 1 to 3483 and encodes 1160 amino acids. NCBI's taxonomy places the organism in Eukaryota, Metazoa, Chordata, Actinopteri, Moronidae. Gene Ontology annotation, biological process: anatomical structure development; regulation of transcription by RNA polymerase II. The record is from RefSeq and is a predicted model, not a curated record. The transcript is spliced from 9 exons.
AUGGUGCUUUCUCCCCUCGCCCUCGAUGAGGCAGUGAUUGGCACACGCUACAGUCGGCUGUGGGGCACUGUUGGAGCCAUCUGCCCCAGUCGUGUAGAAAAGCCUCCCAGCCAUGACAGGAAUGUGCCUCCUCCUCUUCUUCCUUCUCCUCCUCUCCUCCUCUUCCUCCUCUUCCUCACAGUGUGCUGUUGUGUUUGUGUUGCAGUGUUGAACUAUGAGAAUGUGGUUGAGACGGGUUCGGAGACAGACGAGGACGACAGGAACCUGGUCUCUGAGGACGGCGGCCUCGCUAACGGUGGAGGAGGAGGAGGAGGGGAGGAUGAGGAUGCGGGCAGCCCGGCCGGCGUGCCCACUCUGGAGGCGUCGCCCCGGGUUGCCCAUGCCCUGCUGUCCUACCGGGACCAGGAGGGCUCCGAGGACCGGGAGGGACUCCAGAACCACCACCACUGGAGGUUUGGGGACGACAGCAACGGACACCUGAACGGCGGCGAUCACAGGAAGGACGAGUAUGAACCUCUCGGUCCGGAGGCUGCGGGGAACGGUUCAGGUGAGAUCAAUAAUUCAUUUUAUUAUCAUCUAUCUCCUCCACUAUCUGCUUCACUAAAUACUAUUACAGUUCCACUGCCUCGUAAUCUGCUUCCCACUCGUCCUCCGUCACAUGAUAACUCUUUGUUUCUCUGUCUGCAGCCACCGCUGCUGAACGAAGGAGCUGGAAACCGCAAGUUCAAAUGCAGCGAAUGUGGAAAAGCCUUCAAAUACAAACAUCACCUGAAGGAGCAUCUUCGUAUUCAUAGCGGCGAGAAGCCAUACGAGUGCUCCAACUGUAAGAAGCGAUUCUCCCACUCCGGCUCAUACAGCUCCCACAUCAGCAGCAAGAAAUGCAUCGGCCUGAUCGCUGUCAACGGACGAGUACGCAAUGGCAACAACGGCAAACCUGGCUCCUCCCCCAACUCCACCAACUCAUCGCCUGGAAGCCCCGCCCUCGCCCAGCUCCGCCACAAACUGGAAAACGGGAGACCGCUCGGCCCUCUGGACCAGCAGGGUCAGCUGGACAUCAAAGCCGAGCCGAUGGACUUCAACGAGUACCGGCUGCUGAUGGCCUCUCAGCACGGGUUUGGGGCAGCGGGCGUUUACUUAAAUGGACGUGGAGGAAGCCCACUGGGCAUCCACAGCUCCUCCCAGAGCCCCCAUCAACAUCUGGGAGGCAUGGGGCUAGAGCUCCCCCUACUGGGCUACGCAGGGCCUUUCGGAAACAACCUGAGCGAGGUGCAGAAGGUGCUUCAGAUCGUGGACAACACGGUGUGCCGGCAGAAGAUGGACGGGAACCCAGAGGAGAUCUCCAAGCUCAGGGCCUACAUGAAGGAACUGGGGGCCCAGAUGGAGGAGCAUAAGCUGGCCCAGGCCGGCUUCCAGGUGGUGGGCCAUGGUAGCCCCACAAAGAGCAUCAUUGACUACACUCUGGAGAAGGUCAACGAGGCCAAGAGUCUGAUUGACGACUCCAAGAGGCAAGUAGACAUCAAGAAGGAGAAGCCAAACCACUCAGUUGAUUUCGGCGGUGAGGAGAAAUCCCACGACAGCCAGAACCAGUUCCUACCAUUCUCCUGCCAGUACUGCAAGGAGACCUUUCCUGGGCCCAUCCCACUGCAUCAACAUGAGCGCUACCUGUGCAAAAUGAACGAGGAGAUCAAAGCAGUCCUGCAGCCAGCUGAGGCCAGUCCUGGCGGUCGCAGGGGCUCAAUGCCCUCUGAGCUGUCCAGUAACGAGCGGGCCACCAGCCCCAUCAACCCCUUCAAGGACCACGUGUCAGUGCUCAAAGCCUAUUUUGCCAUGAACACUGAGCCCAACUCCGAGGAACUGCUCAAGAUUUCAAUUGCUGUAGGCCUUCCUCAAGAGUUUGUCAAGGAGUGGUUUGCCCAGUGGAAGAGCCAAAACCACCUCAGAGGCAGUCUGAGGAAAAAGUCGCCCCCUCCCGACCGCAGCGGACUGGACGUCAACCACAGCUUGAGCCGCUCACCUGCUGUAGAUUUACACGGAGGCUUCACUAAUGGUGACACCUCCCACAGACUCACAAAGGCCAACCAGUUUACAGUCAACAGGCAGACAAAAGGGGACAAACCACUAGACCCCUUGGACCACUUGAGGAGCAACACUCCAUCACCCCUCAACCUUUCCUCUACUUCCUCCAAAAACUCUCAGAGUAGCUCUUACACUCCAAACAGCCUAGCUUCUGAGGAUGCCCAUGGGGAUAUACCACUGGAUCUGUCACUACCCAAACAUAUGGCGCAGAAGCUCAUCUCUGUGGGAGAGAAGCGACCCAGGCCCAACGGUUUCAUCAUUGAGCGCAAUGGUGAGGCACAAGGACCCUUAGAUCUGGGCAACAUCAAGAAGGAGGUCCUGGGCUCUGAUGGUGGAGGGAACUCCGUCCACCAGCUGGAGAAAAGCACCAGUCCCAUCUUUGGGAUUAAUCCCUUCGCUGGCUACACCUCUCUGCCAGCUCACGGGGCGUUUCCUCCACCCACCUUCAUGUCUUCUGCCCAGGCCACCAUCCCAGGCCUCAGGCCCUACCCAGGCCUCGACCCCAUGAGCUUCCUGCCCCAUAUGGCCUACACCUACGCCACCGGGGCAACCACAUUUGCUGAAAUGCAACAAAGGAGAAAGUACCAACGGAAACCAGGUUUCCAGGGGGAGCUGCUGGACGGGACGGCGGACUAUCUGUCAGGCCUGGACGACCUGACAGACAGCGAUUCGCUGCUCUCCAGGAAGAAGAUUAAGAAGACUGAAAGUGGUAUGUACGCGUGUGACUUGUGCGACAAAACAUUCCAGAAGACCAGUUCCCUCCUAAGACACAAAUAUGAGCACACAGGGAAGCGUCCUCACCAGUGUCAGAUCUGUAAGAAAGCCUUCAAACACAAACACCACCUGAUCGAACACUCGCGGCUGCACUCCGGAGAGAAACCCUACCAGUGCGACAAGUGCGGGAAGCGCUUCUCCCACUCGGGCUCGUACUCGCAGCACAUGAACCACCGCUACUCCUACUGCAAGAGGGAGGCGGAGGAGCGCGAAGCAGCCGAGAGGGAGGCCCGAGACAAAGGAGGAGGAGGAGGAGGAGGAGGAGGAGGCCUGGAGCCCACUGAGCUGCUGAUGAGGAGGGCCUACCUGCAGGGGCUGGGGCCACUCGGGUACUCGGACCCAGAGGACCAGCAGGAGGACGGUGGCGGCAGCGGCGGAGGUACCAUCCUGAGGGACGGCAGCGAGGGAAGAGGACGAGAGGAGAGGGAAGUGGACAACAAGACGUACGAGGAGGUGACAGACAGACAGGAGGCAAGUUUCAGGGAAGGAGAGGAAGAGGAGGAGGAUGAAGAAGGUGACAGCAGAAGCCAGAUGGACUCGGCGAGGGACGGCGAGGGCAAAGACACGACGCAGCUGAUGGACGAGAGUUCACGAGAAGGGAAGACAGACGGCAAGUCGGACCAGGAAGACUGAUCCACAAAGCUUAAAGAGCUUUGGAACAUUUGUCACUCCAUUCAGAGAGAAUGCUUUUAUUUUGAAGGGACUGCACACAUUAUAUGGGGAGGAAAUAAAGCGGAUUGUGACAGGAUGAAAAUUCAGCCCAGAUUUAGAUUUUAUUUCAACUUAUAAGAGUUCUUUAAAAAAAGAAAAUAGGACUUUAUUCGUCCCAACAGUCAGAUAAAAGGAACAUGUUCGUUGUUCUGAGCUGAUUUUUUACAGUUUUUACAGUUAAUUCAGAACAAGUUAAAAACAAACAGUGACCUUUGAUUUAUCAGGUUCAGUCUGUUUUUGUCAGAAAUACUUUAUGUUAUCAUCUUUUUGUGACUUUUCUGGCCCUAAAAUGUAAAAUAAGAAAAUGUUUUAUCUCCGAAUUCAUUCUGUAACUUUAUGGAGUCACUUAAGAUUCAUUCGUUAUGAAUGAGUCAUUUUCUAUCUUGUAUGAACCAGUUUUUACCAUUAGCUACCAUGCUACACAGCCUGCUGGCUAGUGGUAAUAACAGCUAAUGCUAACAUUUGUUAGCAAGAAUAAUUGUUGUUUUGAGUAACUAAAGUUACUGCGACAACUUCGUAAGAUACAUCAAUCAUGUCCAACAUUUUUAUUGUAUGAAUCUAAAAUAAAUUCAGGCUUCUAGCUAACAGUUUUGAUGCUAACCACCAGUGAUGACAGUGAUGGCUAAUAUUUGUUAGCUUUGAGCACUUUUAUUUAACCUCUUCAGUUGCUUUUUAUUGAACUCGGAGGUGAACAAACUGUCAGUAGAGAGAAAGUGGAGAUAAGAAGCUGUUGAGACUAAUUAGCACGAGCAUGUUCCCGGGCUGUUAGCAAGUUAGUGGCUAGCUCUCCAACUAACGUAUUUCACCAACAAGGCCUGCGAAAACUAAGUCACCAAACUACUAGAACCUAGAGGGAUCUGUCCGAGGUUUCUGCGCUGUUAAAGGCAGUUUUUUCCUUUCCCCAGUCC